Messenger RNA from Condylostylus longicornis, 728 nucleotides. RefSeq names its product peptidoglycan-recognition protein LB (gene PGRP-LB). Gene Ontology annotation, biological process: peptidoglycan catabolic process; innate immune response. Lineage: Eukaryota; Metazoa; Arthropoda; Insecta; Diptera; Dolichopodidae. The transcript is spliced from 3 exons. Gene Ontology annotation, molecular function: peptidoglycan binding; zinc ion binding; N-acetylmuramoyl-L-alanine amidase activity. Bases 174 to 728 code for a protein of 184 amino acids. The record is from RefSeq and is a predicted model, not a curated record.
UGUCACUAAUUAUUAAUUAUGUAUUAUUACUUUGCAUUUGUUUAUCAGAUUUUAAUAUUCAAACGAUAUCAACAACACCAAUACCAUUUCAAUUUACAUCAUUCAAAAUAGAAACAUCCGAAUCAUCAAAAUUCAAAUCAUCAUCUUAUAAUAUAUCAAAUUCAAUAAUAAAAAUGUCUCAUCCUCCAAUUAAUUUACCAAAUAUAAUAAAUCGUUCAGAUUGGGGUGCUAGAGAACCAAAAUUAAUUGAACAUUUUAAUAGACCAGCACCAUAUGUUAUUAUACAUCAUUCAUAUAUACCGGGAGCAUGUGAAACUACAGAUGAUUGUAAAAAAGCAAUGAGAUCAAUGCAAGAUUUUCAUCAAAUUGAUAGAGGAUGGAAUGAUAUUGGUUAUAGUUUUGCUAUUGGCGGUGAUGGUAAUAUUUAUUAUGGUAGAGGUUUUAAUGUUGUUGGAGCUCAUGCACCAAAAUAUAAUAAUAAAAGUGUUGGAAUAUGCCUUAUUGGAGAUUGGCGAACUGAGUUACCAUCGGAAAAAAUGUUAAAAGCAGCACAAGCAAUAAUAAAAUAUGGAAUAGAAAAUGGUCAUGUUGAUCCAAAUUAUGAAUUAUAUGGACAUCGUCAAGUUCGAAACACUGAAUGUCCGGGUGAUCGUCUUUUUAAUGAAAUAUCAACAUGGUCACAUUUUAGUCCAAAUCCAACAGAAAUACGUAAAAAUGAAAUAAGAUGA